AAGCCCUUACACAACAGAAAAAUACCAGUAUGCUAAUCUGGAUUUGGAUGAUACUGCUGGUGUUACAUGAAGGGAUUGGUAUAGACCAGCCAUACAGAGAAGUGAAGGGUACUACUUGUCAGGAGAUCGCCAAACAGCCUAAUUACCAGACUGGUCUACCAUGUACAGGGAAAGAUGUGAAGUAUCACUGUCUUCUGAACGAGGAUAACACCAAGGAGUAUGAAGUAUGCAGAGAGUGGAAGUGGAUUCCAAAAGGCAAAUGUGCGUUCUUCAAUACAUAUGGAAGCGGAAAUGUGGAUGAGAGAGACUGUGAAUCCACCUCUGAUCUACCUUGUGCUGUCAAGGAAUACAACUCAGCAGAUAAUACCCAAUAUGCUGCCUGCUAUGUGAAAAAAGAAAUGACAACUGUACCAAUCUUAGAAACAAGGUAAUAUUAAUUUAACUUUAAGCUAUUUCUGAGUUGCUAAUAUUGAAUAAUGAAUAAUUAGGGCCCAGCAAGGAUUUGCGGGUGCCCUAUAGUAAUCACUCUGACUGUCCGUCUAUCUGUCUGUCUGUCAUUCUUCCGUCCACAAAUUGUCUGUC
Molecule: messenger RNA, 582 nt
Organism: Saccostrea cuccullata (small rock oyster)
Lineage: Eukaryota; Metazoa; Mollusca; Bivalvia; Ostreida; Ostreidae
Exons: 3
Coding region: 30-431 (133 amino acids)
Source: RefSeq, a predicted model, not a curated record